AUGACCGAUAGCCGUGAGAUGGCAUGGUGCAAAGGUUGCGGCAAGUUCAUGAAGGCAAUGGCGAACUCGACGCUUAAAAACACACCGACCGUCAUUGUACGGUUACAAAGGCUACGGCGAAGAAAAGUGAAGUCGGUGAAGCAUCCGGAACCGGUUCUCUAUCUACACAUGAUUAGGCUUAAUAACGAAAUGCCCACCGACGAAGAUCAUAUUGUUAUCAGGCGUCAAAUUCUUUCGGAAACAAACACCGAUUAUGCACAGGAGUCUAAUAUAUGGAGAAAUCCUGUAAGCGAUGAACACCAUGGAUGCAUUGAUCGUUUAACUAACGAAACAAGAAAUCGAAGUGCUCCAACGAAUGGUUAUAUCCUAGUUCAAGCAAAUGGUGGGUUGAACCAAAUGAAAAUGGGGAUAAGUGACAUGGUAGCAAUUGCAAAACUCAUGGAUGCUACAUUGGUUCUUCCAACUUUAGAUCACAAAUCAUUUUGGACUGAUCCAAGUGAUUUUAAAGAUAUAUUUGACGUCAAGCAUUUCAAGACGACCCUCCAAGAUGACAUUGAUAUAGUCGAAUCUCUUCCAUCACAUCUUGCAGAAGUCGAACCCCACCAAAAGGAUCCGAUUUCAUGGUCAAAGCCCAGUUACUACCAAGGUGAGAUUCUUUCACUACUGAAGCAACACAAAGUGGUCAACUUUCUUCAUACUGAUUCGCGGCUCGCUAACAAUGACAUCCCGGAUUCCAUCCAAAAGAUCAGGUGUCGAACCAUGUAUGAGGCUCUAAAAGGCAUAAACAAGAUUAAUGAGCUUGCAAGAAAGCUAGUUAGUAGACUAAAACAAAACAAUGACCAUUAUCUUGCUCUCCAUUUGAGAUACGAAAAGGAUAUUCUAGCUUUCACCGGCUGCACACAUGACCUCUCACAAAAAGAGGCCGACGAGAUUACAUCACUGAGAUACAGUGUAAAGCAUUGGAAGGUAAAAAAGAUCAAAAGCACACAAAAACGAGAACAAGGAAACUGUCCUAUGACCCCUCGUGAAGCCGCUAUAUUUCUCCAAGCUAUGGGGUUUCCUUCGAGUACAAAGAUUUAUAUAGUUGCGGGUGAGAUCUAUGGAGAGCACGGGCUUGACGAAUUUAAGGAAAAGUAUAUGAAUGUUUAUACGCAUUCGACUUUAGCAACUGAAGAUGAAUUGAAGCCUUUUAAAGACUUGCAAAAUCAGCUUGCCGCAUUAGAUUACGCAUUAGCACUUGCGAGCGAUGUUUUUGUGUAUACUUAUGAUGGGAACAUGGCUAAGGCUAUCUGUGGCCAUCGGAUGUUUAAAGGGUUUCGGAAAACAAUAUAUCCCCACAAAAGAAAGUUUGUGAAGAUGCUGGAUGAAUUGGACAACGGGCGUUUGACUUGGGACGAGUUCGCGUUGCAAGUCAAGAAAGUGCAUGCAAAUAGAACAAGCAGACCGAGGCGUAGACUGGGUGGAGUUAAGCCAAAACGCGAGGAGAACUUUUAUGCUAAUCCAUACCCUGGUUGUAUAUGUGAGAAUAGAUAG
Molecule: messenger RNA, 1533 nt
Organism: Helianthus annuus (common sunflower)
Lineage: Eukaryota; Viridiplantae; Streptophyta; Magnoliopsida; Asterales; Asteraceae
Product: O-fucosyltransferase 19-like
Exons: 9
Coding region: 1-1533 (510 amino acids)
Cellular component (GO): cytoplasm
Source: RefSeq, a predicted model, not a curated record